CCCGCCGGCCGUCGCUAUAUUCUAUUUCCUCUCUUUGAUGCAUGAAAGAAGAGAGGAAGAAGAGGAGGUCGGUGACAGCAACAAAGAGAGAGCUCAUUGUUAUCCAAUCCCCCGUGUUAUUAUUGUUAACAUGGAAGAACCAAACGCCAACGCCCCCCAUGCAAAUGGGAACAAUGGUCGUAGAACUGGUACUGUGAACUACUCUGAGGAGGAACUAGAGAGCCUCAUGGAGGUGAUAGUGGACGUACUCCCCAUCGACUCGGAACAGUGGAAUACUGUUGUCACCAAGCAUGCUGCAAAGUGGCCCUAUGAAAGGAGCAAGAAAUCCAUUAGGAACAAGUACAGUUCCAUCAAAAGAAAGAAAAGCUCAACCGGWAACCCCAACAUGCCUAGGUACGYGAUGCUUGCAAGGCGAGCCCAYUACUUGAUUGGAAAGAAGGCAAAUAUUGGCACUGGAGAGGAGGACUUUGAUAUGAAGAAAGGCUUUGUCGAGAGUGAGGAUGUGGAGGGUUUGGAGAAGAUCCCAUCCGCUGAAGUGCAGGAAGGAAGAGCCCCCAUUGCUCUUGCUGGUGGUGAUGCAUCAAGCGUCGACACGUCCGUUGUGAGGCCAUCCAGAGUACAGUCGUCUACUAGUGCUAAUACUCCCAGUACUAAGAGGCCAUAUUCAAGAGUUCCGGAUGCAACCGUGUUCAAUGAGUAUUUGAAGAGUCAGCAAGAAAGGGACAAGGAAAAUCGUGUGUUAGCAAUAGAGCAGUCUAAGAUUGCAAAGGAGAACUCCGUGAUUGCAAAGGAAAGCGCUGUGAUUGCAAAGGAGGCAAGCCAAAUUGCAAAAGAGACCAACCAGAUGUGGAAGGAAGCUCUUGGUAUGGCAAUGGCUUGCUUUCAGGAAUGGCAAAACACCCAGAACGCCAACAAGAACGACAACAAGAACGACAACGAUGCUUCUUACCAUCUCGUCGACAGCGCCAAACGCCCUCGAAACAAGGACGCCAAAAAGGACUAACGCCAUUGUCCCCACAAGCAAUAACGAUACUCGCAAACA
Molecule: messenger RNA, 1042 nt
Organism: Pseudo-nitzschia multistriata
Lineage: Eukaryota; Bacillariophyta; Bacillariophyceae; Bacillariales; Bacillariaceae
Source: the annotation of a GenBank genome assembly